CUGAGCAGUGUCUCUCCCGCUUUUCUCCUACCAUGUGGUGGAUUCAACUAUGAGCAAGGUGAGAUGAGGUGAGCUGAGCAUGACUGUCGUGAACCAGAAGAUAGGCAACGGGUCCUGCCGCGGAGGUUUAGCGAUAGCUUCAGGGCGGCCAAGCCGGACAAAUACGGAGUUGAGCGGAACAGCUGGCUUCGGCCAAUCUACACUAAACGGCCAAUCGGGUGAUUUGCGCGCGACGUCCAUCGUGGUCCGAACCUACCACUACUCACUCUACUCCUCCUCUUUCUCGUCCCCUAUAGCCUUAUGGAAUAUCGUCGAUAGUCGCUGUAUGAUCAGCCUUGCACGGCGACACAUUCGCAAUUAUUGCAUCCACGCACUGGGCUAUCCACCACCACCCAACCGAAACAGGCCGUUCUUCGACGCCGCAUCGGGCACUUGGUUCCUGCGCAAGACCAAGUCUCCGGGUCGAACCCCUUGCGAGGUUUUACGAUCCAGUCCGUUACACAAAUUGGUCACAGACGGACAACACGCGGAGUGUAUACCACCAGCAAUAGCACAAGAAGAGAAGUGAUCGGCGAGCGCAUGGCGUCAAGUACCCAGUGCAGCUACCCAGUGAGAUUGU
Messenger RNA from Aspergillus japonicus CBS 114.51, 619 nucleotides. RefSeq lists its product as uncharacterized. The record is from RefSeq and is a predicted model, not a curated record. Bases 80 to 568 code for a protein of 162 amino acids. Lineage: Eukaryota; Fungi; Ascomycota; Eurotiomycetes; Eurotiales; Aspergillaceae. The transcript is spliced from 2 exons.